AUGCCUGACCUGCGUCGUCAGAUCUUUGAGAGCGGCAAGACAGUCUCUCGCAAGGCAGCCUCCCGUGAUGCCUCUCGCGCCGCCUCUCGCGCAGGAUCGGUUACCAACUCCCCCAAGUCUUCGCAAAACGCAAGCCGCAAUCCGUCUGAUGAGGAAGAUGCGGGCUUUCUGUCGGAUGAUACAGCCAUGAGCAUCGGAUCUUUUGACGAUGAGAAUCCCGAACAGGAUAAUGCAGACUGGGCCCAGGAGCUCAUCGACAUCAUCCAUGAGAUCCUUGACCGGAAGCGCAGUAGCGUGCAAGGCCGCGAACAAGCUUUGGCGGCGUUCGGUCGUCUGACUAAAUAUCAUUAUGCCGAGGAAGAGAUUCGCCCUUUUGUUUCCGACCUUCUUGUCGCAUUUGCUAAGAGUAUUCAAUCCGACUCUAGCACUCGUGAAGUCACCUUGGCUCUGCGUGCCAUUGAGCUGCUUGUUAUCACCUCGAGUGACAGCAAGGUCUUCGAGAAUGCGGAGCCGCUCUUGACACGAACCAUCCGGGAUAAUGCUUCAAAUGCAGUCAAAGCAGCUGCAAUCCAGAGCCUGGGCGCAUGCACCAUUUUCGGUGGUGCCGGCGAGGAGGGCAUUCUUGACCAAAUGACGUUCCUUUUGGAUAUUAUUGCCUCAGACGGCCAGUCUAUCGACGCUGCUGACGACCCUGUGAGCGUGACUGCCGCACUGCAAAUCUGGGGAUUCCUUGCCACUGAUAUUGAAGACCUUGAGGGCGAAAGUGAUGAGGCAGCUCAAGUCUUCCUGGAUCAACUAGACAGCAGUGACUCCGGAGUGCAGAUCGCUGCCGGUGAAAACAUUGCCCUGCUUUACGAGAAAAGCUACACCCCUCAGGAAGAGGAUGAGAGCGAUUCCGAGGACAAUGAAGAUCAUGUCAACGAGGAUCCAACUGGACCUAAGCUUAUUAAACGUUACGAAGUUUACCACAACACGUAUGAGAUGGAGCGUCAGCUGCAGUCUCUGGCCACUGUGCACGGUAAGCGCAUCAGCAAGAAGGACAAAAAGUCCCUCCACAGCAACUUUGCGUCUAUCCUGACAACUGUCGAGAACCCGCGUCGCGGACCUCGCUACAACAUGGCUAUCGACCAAGAUACCAACCGCCACUACGGCAGCACACUCACCGUCAAGAUCGGCCAGCAUGGUGUCAUGAGCAUUGAUCGUUGGUGGAAGUUGGUGCGUCUGAACUCUCUGCGCCGUACCCUGCAGGGUGGAUUUGUCGAGCACUAUUUCCAAGGCAAUCGUUCUGUCCUCGAUAAUCUGCCUGUGAUGGUGCGUAUGUCAGAGGCAUCAUCUUUCUCGGGUAAUCGCCCAAGCGCAAAGAAGGCGGCUAAGAUGCGCAACUCGCGUCGUUGGACUGCGCAAGACUCGGACUCGGACUAA
Messenger RNA from Penicillium taxi, 1422 nucleotides. RefSeq names its product IFRD domain-containing protein. The record is from RefSeq and is a predicted model, not a curated record. Lineage: Eukaryota; Fungi; Ascomycota; Eurotiomycetes; Eurotiales; Aspergillaceae. Bases 1 to 1422 code for a protein of 473 amino acids. The transcript is spliced from 2 exons.